Messenger RNA from Anastrepha ludens (Mexican fruit fly), 5483 nucleotides. RefSeq lists its product as uncharacterized. The coding region runs from base 4794 to 5483 and encodes 229 amino acids. The record is from RefSeq and is a predicted model, not a curated record. The transcript has 3 exons. Lineage: Eukaryota; Metazoa; Arthropoda; Insecta; Diptera; Tephritidae.
AACAUGCAUCCAAAUUCUUUUUAAGUUACUUACAGAUAGUGAACAUUUAAGUUCUUUAGAAAACGGUUUUGUUUUCAAACAGGCUGGACUUGAAAGAGGGGAGGUCUGCAAGGACAAAGGUAUCUCUGUUGCCACCGACAGAGCCAAGAUGGAAUCUGGAGUUGGAGCAGGCGUUUUCUCCCAAUUAGUCAAUAUUUCAGACACCUUUAAACUACCGAAAGCUAAUAAUGCGUUUGAAGCAGAGGUUCUCGCAAGCCUGCGAUAUGCAAAAUGCUUUGUUAACGCGGGUUCGAGGGUGAUACCAUCGUGCAGAUCCAAAUUGGUCAACUUCUGUAAGAAGGAGAUAAAAUCUCUUGGCUGUGCAAGUAACAUUGCUCUGAUCUGGGUUCCACGGCAUAGAAAUAUAGAGGAAAAUGAAAUUACCGAUGAGCUAACCAAGAAGUGGUCGGUAGAACCGGUUUCAAUUGUCCCCAUCUCAGACAUCGGUGUCCUCUUGACCGUUGUUAAAGGGUAAAUUUCUACAUAAUUUCUUUCUUAAAAAAGUGCAAGACAGAUGGAGUUCCAUCUUAUCGUAUGCUAUUUCAAAAUCGUUUUGACAGAAGCAGGACGCUUAAAGUGCUUGAGAUCUCCCACCAUUCAAUUUCAAAACUCAUAGCUACCGGUUAUUAUGUGAUCGGAACUCAUGCGAAAAAGCUUAGACUUCUGUACGAGCCCCAUUGCAGAAGCUUGGGGAUCCUACAGAGAAAGAGACUGUUCAACACUUUCUUUGCCAAUGCCCGAGUCUGAAAGCUAGACGCUUGAAGUUCCUAGUGGUGCCUAUUUGAGAUAGCCUCAGGCAAUUCUCCAGUCUACAAGUAGAUCCAUUUUCUCUCCUCCACUACAUCAACAACUCUGGAUGGCUGUAGAUAGUUUUUACUCCUUUAAGUAUUAAAAUUUUUCGCAGGUCUACAUUAUGAUAUCAAAACGGCAGUGUACCUGCCAUUCUCUUUGUACUCUUGCCAUCUAACUAUCUAUCUAUAAAAAAUAAUAAAUAAAAUGACAAAAUAAGAUAAAAUAAUAAAAUAACAUCUGAUUUAUGUUAGCUAACUCGAUUUCCCCAGCAUCUCAAUUCAUUUGCUAUUACAAGUUUAGUUAUUCAAAUCCAUUAAUUUUAUACAUUUUUCAGUGCCUUUGAAUCGCGCAAAAAUUUCGAAAACUGCUACUAAAUCGAAAAUCACAAACAGCCACCUGCUUUGCCUAUAGGUAUAUGUGUACAUACAUACUUACACACGAAUAUUCUAUUAAUUAUCUGUCACGUCUUUUCUACUCCAUUCUGUUCGAGUUUCCUUUUCAAUAUGUCUCGCCGCUUGUGUGGACGCACCCCACAGAAAUUUCGUUUACACUCUUAACCAAAACCGAAAUGAGAGAAGGGCAUUUGGCUAGUAGCAGAUUUUACGUAGAGCAAAUAGUUGAUAUUCUCGCUCGCGGAAUGCCGGCCAACUGCCAGACAGCAUCUCGCUCUCAAUUGUGGGUGAUUCCAUUGGCGCAAUGACGGGCACCGUUGCCGCUGCUGUUGCUUGACGUGCUGCUGUUUAAAGUGGACAGGUUAUGCGGUGAUGUGAUGGUUGCACGCACAUUUGUGCAUACAUACGCAUUUUUUAUUCCUAUUUCAAUUUUUAUAUUUUUUAGUAUAUCAUUUUUUUUUAAUAUCAUGUUUUGUUCAUGCAUUUUUCACCUUUCGUAUUCUUCAUCGGAACAAAUGUCCACAACUAUGCAUCCAACUGCUCAGCACCUGUUUGCCAUUUCCUCGCAAGCUUCCAACUUUUUCAAAGCCUAACAACAGUUUAGUCCUCCUUUUUGAGGGGCGCUCCCACCUUCUUCCUGUGCGCAGAUUUUUGAGUACUCCGCUGCGCGCUCAACAUCAGCUGUUGUUGGCCACCUGCCUGCUUAGUCUGCCAUACGGCUUAGCGUCUCUCUACGGUCCACCAUCUACCCGUCUGUUGUGACUUAUUGACUCCUCUCUGUUGUGUACUACCACUCGAUUUGCCAUUGCGGUUGCCGUUGCCGUUGCUCUUCUCUACUCUGCCCUGCUCUGUUCUGCUUUGCUCUGCGCCGUCGCUAUCUGCGUCUCUGAUUGAGGUGGUGCGACUGCGAUUUUCGACAAAUGCCAACUCCGAAAAUCCAGUUUAUCCCAAGAAGGCAGCACGUACGGACGUUUUAGCAAACGUAACUCGUAGAGCACGUUGUUUUGCCCAUAAGAAAUCGCGCGCUGCAUCGCGUCAUUUUGUUAUCACAAUUAUUUUUACUAUAAAAACACACACACAUACAUAUGCAUAAAUCAAUUUUACGUAGUAGACGUCUUCGCAAACGUGUUGUUGUCUUCAAAGUAAAGUGCGAGUGCAUUUGUUUGCAUUAAGGUGUGAGUGCAAAUGUGUGUAUUUAUGUGCGUGUAUGUGGAAAACGUGUAAGCACGCGCCAAUUGCAAAAACAAUAAAAUGCACGCACACUUGUGGCACCAACUGAGCUGAGUGCGUGAUCGUUGAACUGAAGCUGCAACUGCAGCUCCACGACUAAACGCGCAUACGCUUGGACCCGGGUCGGGCAGACGUCGAUUGUCGGACGCUUUGAGUGCUGGUAUUCGAGCGAGAGUUUAAAAGGCGCGCGACGCCACAUAAGCGUGAACUCGCAAACACAAAGGCAGCAUACAAAUUGGACAUACGUUUUUGAAAAGCAUUGAGGUGAAGUGCUGAAAUGCGGCGCUAAAAAUUGUAAAUAGCAAAAUAUUAUAAAAGGAAGAAUUUUCAACUGUAUUUGAAAGCAAAUUUUCAUAUUGCGAAAAUGUUUGUAGGUGGAAAUUUAUUGACAAAAUUUCAAUUUUGUCACCUUUGAAAAUAAUUAAACAAUAAAAAUUGAGCUGGUCAUUGAAAUGCCGUUACCGCCAAGUGUGUAUGUGGUAUUCAAUAAAUUUAUUAAAUUUAACACAUAAAACGAAACAAAAAAGUGUAAAUUAACACACCCCAAAACAAAUGAGUGUGCACACAUACAUACAGGGGUUAGACAAAUUAACACACAUUCAAUACGUAGACUCAUUUCAAAUGCCAAAGUCAUAAAUGAGCAGCUUUUGCGUAAAAUUAAAAAGAAAGAAAAUUGUACAAAAAUGUUAAAAAUUUUAGAAAAAGUUUUUAUAAAAAAAAAAACAGAUAAAUAGUCAUAAAUGAGCAGCUUUUGUGUAAAAUUAAAAGAAAAGAAAAUUGAAAAAAUAUAUAAAAAAUUUUGGAAAAAGUUUUUAUAAAAAACAAACAGAUAAAAAAAUAUAAAAUAAAAUCUAAGCUAAAGCUUCCAUAUAUAUCUAAAAAGUUUCACCGAAAUUUACAAAAUUUAACUAAAGUACCAAAAAUGAAAACUGAAGCAACAACACAGCUGAAAGCAUCCGUCUCUUUAUUUGUUUAUUUAACAAUUUGAAUGUUAUUUAAGCUUUAAAAAAAAACAUUAAUAUACAAAAAAAGUAAAAUUCAAAAUCAUUGUAAUUCAAAAAAUUUCAAUAAAAAAACAACUGGAACAACCAUAAAAUUUGCUAGGCAUCAACUAAAUGAAAUGAAAGCAAGAAGUAAUCCUAGAAAUUUUUAAAAUUUUAAAACGAUUUACAGCCAAAAUAUUUUCUACCAAAUAUUUUUAAAAUUUUUCCAAAUAUUUAAAUAAAAUCUGGUUUUACGAUAAACAUUAAAAAUGCAUAAAUAAUAUUUUCCAACUCAACAAUUUUUAUAAGACUAAAAAUAUUUGUAAACUUAAGUGAUUUCAAGCACAAAUUUCGUGUGAAAAUGUAUGAAUUAAUUAAUUACUUUGACGCUACGUAAAAUAUACAGCUAUUUUGAAGUGAAACAAAAACGUUUCAACUACCACCACAAAAACAAAAAUAACUAAAUGAAAUGAAACAAAAAAAUGCAAAUAUUUGUUUAAUUAAUCCAUUCACAAACGCAAUGCUCAAAAACCAGCGCAGACAAAGAAUACAUUAAUUUGUCGUAAGUAGUAACAACAAAAAUAAAAAACAAAAAACGCAAAAAAAAACAAUAGAACCAAAUCGCGGAAUCGCAAUGAAUUAGCAAUUCAAAAUCAUACUUUUAAAUGUAUACAUAUUAGUGAGUCGCAUAAAAAAACAAGAAAAAUAGGUUAAUUAAUUAAAACAGUGUGUUUAACAAAAUGAAUAAAUCAUACUAAAUGUUUCUGUGCAAAAAAAAUUAAAUAAAAAUAAAAAAGUAUAGUUAAAAAUAGUGAAACCAAAAAUGUUCUUCAUUUUUUUACCGACCUUUUUUACUCUUUCACUAACCAAAAAUUUAUAUGAAAAAGCAAACAAAUCAAAAAACUGUGAAAACAAAAAAUUCAAGUUAAUAAAAUAUGAGGCGAAAUAAAAUACUUCAGGUGCUCGACAGCUGGUAAACGCGCAACGGUAAACCCGAGACUCGCUCUGAUCUUUACCGGUUAACAAAAACUGCGCGACUCGCCGUAUAUCACUAAACGUCACCCAAUUUUCCAUGCUACGCACCAAAUGAAAUGCAUUUUUUCAAACAAACCAAUCCAAUAAUCAAUUCGAACACUUAAAUUUCAACCACACAAAUCAUAUUUAUAAACAACAAAAAUUCUAAAGAGUGAUUGCUUCAAAAAAUUAUAAAACUAAAAUGAACGAGAAUUUUUAAAGACAAUUUUCAAUAUAGAAAAAUUCAAUUUCAAGUAACAAACUUCCACUCUUCAUAUAUUUGGAAAACUCAUCAAAAAUUGGUUCUGUGUGCGCGCCCUCCCAUCAUCCCGCGACCGCAACAAUGAGCGAUCCGCGGAACGAGUCCUUACGACAACCAACAAAUCGCGAUUCACCAACGCGCCGUGACAAACCGCAAACGCUCAGUGGCAUUGAAGCCACCAAAGCGCUCAAUCUGCAAAGAACUGCAUCCGGUGCAACAGACACAAAUAUGACGGAAACUCAAAGUGACAUGCAGCAAGCGGAGUUAGCAGCGAAUUUGGCGCGAAAUCGGGUGCGCUCGCAUACAGUCGGUAGUCGCGGCAUCGACGACAGUGGCGGGAGUGGUGGUUCAACGGAUACGCGUGACGUACGUAAGCAUUCGUGUGAUGGUGUGGUUAGCAUUGGCGCUGCCAGUAGAACUGGCAGUGGAAGUGGCAACGGCGGCAGCGGCAACAGUAGUGGUAUUGGCGGUGGAGCAGCGGGCGGCCAUUUUGGCAGUGGCAGCGGCAUAGAUGAAUUUGCUGGUACAGAUAAUACGCGACGACGCGAAAGUCUCAACUGCGAGGACACGAGUCCAUGCAGUCACAGCUUCAAUAAGGCCAUUUUUGGACGCACUGCACACAGUCGCACCGGUGUUGGUGGAGGCAUGACAAGGAAAUGUGUGCUGACACUGGAUGGCUACUCUUAUGUUAUAGCUGCUAUAUUCUCCACAGAAUGUCCAGUUUUCGAUCAGCCGGUUCCUGCUCUACCCACACCAGAACCAGUGUCUUGA